UGAAACACAUCUCAACUAAAGUGUUUUUUCUUUCUUCCUCCCAAGUCCCAAUCAACUUAUAGGUCCUUGAAAAGAUAGUAUCAAUUUAGGUAUCUCUUAAUCCUUAUUUUUGGAUCAUAUCCAUGACUCAUGUGCUAAUAAUAAAUAACCUAACAAAACCCACUUAUAAAAUAAGUAAAAUAAAAUCUCUUUUACAGACUUGGAUCAUAUCCAUGACUCAUGAGAUUGUUGUCUUUAGAAACAUAGUGGGUUUUAUAAUGGGCCUUCUUAAUACCAGCAGAAAAGCCCAUUAUAUCGUAGCCCCAAUACUGAACAACCUUCUUCUUUUCGGUAACCCUAAACGACUGAGAACUCAAAAUAUGACGAUGUCUCUUCUCCGGCGACGACUUGUGAAACAAUCAGUUAACUCCAGCUAUCAAAUCAUCGCCGAUCGAUCGUUCUCCACCGUGGAGAUUACUCCAGUUCCUCGGAGAACCAACGAAUUCGACAAACUCAUCAACGAAGCUGGUGGCUCCGGCGAUUUCGAGACCGUACGCCGUCUCCUAACCAACCGCAUAGUGCUCGGAUCUUUCAACACGAGCGACACAUUCAAGUUCCUCACCAACACAGCCUCGUACUCCUCCGCUUUAGAAGAUCUCCGCCGCGUUUUGCCUAAGAUCGACGGCGGUUUCUCUCGGAAAAACGCUUACGACAUUCUAAUAUCUCGUCUCUGCAAACUCGGCCGCAUCGACGACGCGUUGAUCUUGAUCGGAGACAUGUCUAACGGGAGAUUAGGACUAACGCCGUCGACGUUUCACCCGAUCUUGUGCGCGCUCACUAGGAAGAACAAAAUCGAAGAAGCUUGGCUAGUCGCGGAAUCGAUGAGAUCCAGAUCUGUUCCGAUGGACGUUACGUCGUACAACUACUUCCUCACUGCGCACUGCUACGACGGCGAAUUGGAACCGGCGAGCGAGGUGAUGCGGAAGAUUGAGGAAGAAGGGAUCUCAACGGAUUCGCGUAGCUACGACGCGCUUGUGCUCGGCGCGUGUAGGGCGGGGAAAGUUGAAGCGGCGAUGGCGAUAUUGAGGAGGAUGGAGGAGGAAGGCGUGACUGUGUUGUACUCGACGCAUGCGCACGUUAUAUCGGGGUUGGUAGAGGGAGGCUAUUAUGCGCUUUGUUUGGAGUUUGUGAUAGCGUACGCCGGGAAGGAUUUGAGGUUGGACGCUGAGAGUUUUGGGUGUUUAGCUGGUAAGCUUGUGAAGAGGAAGAGGUUCGAAGAAGCAAAGAUUGUUUUGAAAGAGAUGGUUAUGAGAGGAUUCAGAAUGGGUGAUGAAUUGAGAGAAUUCUAUGAAAGCCAUGUGAGAAACUAUGAUGAUGAUUGAGUUUGAAAGAAAGAUUCUGAGCAGAAGCUUAAGAAACAGGGAUGAAUUGAGAGUAUACAGAUAAAAGUAUUGGAUCCAUCAGCUCUAGUUUGAUAGGGUUAUGCCAUUGAAACGAAGAGGAUGUGGAAUGUGAAGCUAUAGCAAAACCGUAUAUGCUCUGUUUGUAGCAUUGAUGGCUUCAAUUUGAGGCAUUUUCAUUGCAAAUAUUGGAAUGAACAUGAGCUUACAAGAUUGUUACUUAA
Molecule: messenger RNA, 1603 nt
Organism: Camelina sativa (false flax)
Lineage: Eukaryota; Viridiplantae; Streptophyta; Magnoliopsida; Brassicales; Brassicaceae
Source: RefSeq, a predicted model, not a curated record